Molecule: messenger RNA, 5837 nt
Organism: Poeciliopsis prolifica (blackstripe livebearer)
Lineage: Eukaryota; Metazoa; Chordata; Actinopteri; Cyprinodontiformes; Poeciliidae
Gene: socs6a
Product: suppressor of cytokine signaling 6
Exons: 2
Coding region: 499-2106 (535 amino acids)
Biological process (GO): protein ubiquitination; intracellular signal transduction; regulation of growth
Cellular component (GO): phosphatidylinositol 3-kinase complex
Molecular function (GO): 1-phosphatidylinositol-3-kinase regulator activity
Source: RefSeq, a predicted model, not a curated record
AGGCAACAAAGGAAGAAAGGAAGAGGCCGUGAGCUACAAAGAGUUAGCUGACCUAGGUUGAAAGAUGUACCCUAAAUUAUGUCGUUUUUAGCCGCUAAUAGUUCCCGUGUGUGAAGACAAUUACAAAGUCCGUCCAUGUUUGUGUUUUUGUGCUUUGUUUUGCCACAGAAGUGAACUAAAGGGACGGUGGCGGUGAUGUUUUCGACAUAAAACGCUAACAAAGCUAACUGACUUAGGUAGUAAGGUAGCAGUAGCUACGCUAACGUUAGCCAACAAUCGCCAAGGACCAUAUCUUUUCCCAGAGUGUUUUCACUGACAGAUAACUAAACAUUAACACGCUGCUUACGACAAAAAAAAGCUGGAAGCGACAAGGGAGUUUUGGAUCCACUGUAUGGAUGACUUGUUUCAUGUGGCCUGAUGGAAGGACAUUGUGGAUAGUGCUUUCAUCAGGAUAUCAGGAGAGCCGUCCCAUGCCCCCACAUUGGAGGGCCUGUCAGAAUGAAGAAGAUAAGCCUUAAGACGAUCCGCAAGUCCCUCAACAUAAAGGCCAAAGAGGAGGGUGACUUUGUCAUGCUCCAGCAGCCUUCAGUGACAACAGAGUUUUCAAAAGAGGAAUCGCUUUUUGGAGGCUGCUACACCAAAGACCUUUCAGGGUGUGAUCUUGGUUGUGAGGACGAGAAAGGAGGCCAAAAUAAAAGUCGAUCUAAAAGUGAGGGCCUAAUGGGUUCGUUAAAGAGGAGGCUGUCUGCCAAACAAAAGGCAAAAGCAAAAGCUGUCUCUUCAGCUUUGUGUUCGGCAGAUGACGAUGACAACUUUUCAUCAUCUUCUGUGCCCAUCAGCAAUGAAGUAAAAGCCCAGAGACCCCUCAGAUCUGCAUCCUUGCGGAGUCACCAUUACAGCCCCUCGCCGUGGCCUCUGCGACCGGUCAACUCUGACGAGGCAUGUAUCAAGAUGGAGGUAAAGGUUAAAGCCAUGGUCCACUCUCCUUGCCCGAGUCCCACCUUAAAUGGUGUUCAUAAAGAAUUUCAUAACUUCCAGAUGGAAGGGCUCUUUCAGGACCAAGCAGAGUCCAUAAAGUACCUCCAACAACCACAAAAUGGUGAGCUGCAUCUAAACAUCGAUGAAAAUGAUGUGCCUGUGGUGCUGGGGUUGACGCCCCAGGACUAUAUCCAGUACACAAUGCCUUCAGAUGAUGGAAUGUACCCAGAAGGGUCCCACUCCUUUUGCCUAGACAGUUCUACUCCCAUGGAGGUUGUGACAGAGGCAGACAGCAGGUCCUUCCACACAGAGCAGGGACAGGAGGAUCAUGAACUGGUUAAUGGGAUGCCUGCGGACCUCUUUAUGGAAACCUCAGUUAAUAGUAUUCUUUUAGGUUCUGCUGGUGUGGUGCUCCAAAGCUCUCGGGUGGAUGUCCCACCUCCCCUCAGCCCCCUUCUGCCACCCAUGACAAGUAAUGGACACAUCCCUAGGACUUUUUCCAGCUUCAGCUCUACAGACAGCCAGGUAGCUGAGAGGGUAAGACACCACCUCAACUUUGACCCAAAUUCAGCUCCUGGGGUCAGUCGAGUGUACGAUUCAGUCCAGAGCAGCGGACCGAUGGUCGUGACCAGUCUGACCGAGGAGCUUAAGAAGCUUGCAAGGCAGGGCUGGUACUGGGGUCCAAUCACACGUUGGGAGGCGGAGGAGAAGCUGAUCAACUUGGCUGAUGGUUCGUUCCUGGUCAGAGACAGCUCAGAUGACAGAUACCUGCUCAGCCUUAGCUUCCGAUCGCAGAGCAAAACCCUUCACACACGCAUCGAACACUCCAACGGACGCUUCAGCUUUUAUGAGCAGCCUGAUGUCGAGGGUCACACGUCAAUCGUUGAUUUAAUUGAACACUCCAUCAGAGACUCAGAAAACGGAGCCUUUUGUUACUCCAGGUCUCGCCUUCCAGGGUCUGCAACCUACCCAGUCAGACUAACCAACCCAGUAUCUCGGUUUAUGCAAGUGCGGUCCCUCCAGUAUCUUUGCCGCUUUGUCAUUAGGCAAUACACAAGGAUAGACCUCAUCCAGAAACUGCCCUUACCCAACAAGAUGAAAGAUUACCUACAGGAGAAGCACUACUGAGGACAGGGCAGUGGUAGCAGUUUGCACUUUUGUGUUCAGUUAAGAUUUUUACACAAGGUUUACAGACAACCACAGUUUGAGACGACUGGUUCUGGUAGCUCCUGAUUUAUGUUUAAGUGACCCUGUCUUGUCCAUUCCACUCUUCUGUGAGGUUUUAUUUUUCUGGUGUUCAGAAGGUUCUGCAUUUGGUAAUACUUAAUCUAUUGCAAAAAUGUGGAUGAGGUGAAAAGCAAAGUAAGCUUAGUUGGAAACAAUGAAGAUCAGACAUUUGACAGUUGUGAUGGAUGUAUGCUGUCUGGCUGUGAACAAGGAGCAGAAGUUUCUUAAUUAUCUGCAGUAAAGUAGAGCAAGUUGGGAAAAAUAAGGUUCCUCUUUCAAUUGAAAAUGUGCUGCAUUAUCAACUGGAUUGUACAUUACAGAAAUGAAUGUUUGCUACAAUUGGUUUUUCAUCUCUACAGGCUGACUACUUUUGCACAUCUUUUGCCUAUCAGUUUUCUAGAUGUUGAAAUGUCUUUACCUCUUUAGUCUUGAUCAAAUUGCAACUUAAGAUUUUGGAUAGUGAAACUUUGCAUUUAAAAUAAUGAUGUUAAAGUUUGAUAUAUAAACAUAGAUAAUAAAUGACAUUAUUAUGUGUCAGAAAUUCUUAAGCUAACUAAAGUACUAAGCCAAGGGCAAACUGUAAAGCUGAACAGCAAAAGAUGUCCAGAUUUUGUCAGCCACUAGGAUGCUUUCAAUAGCUGGGGCUGAGAAUUAGCUUUAAAGUUAUAAGGCUGCAUUUUGUCAUUAUGCAUUUUUCAAGCCUAAUGGUACUUCUAAUGCUGGAUGCAGGUGCUUUUUUUCUAGAAAAGGCAUCAACUAAAUGUAUGGACUAAAAAAAUUAUUAUAAUGACAAUUCUGCAUUUGAAAUCUUGCAAAAUUUCCACUGCAGGUUUAAGUUUUUCACUAAUGCUUGUGUUGUCUGCAUGUAGUAAAGCCUUUAAGAUUGUCAGACUACAUGGUAUAAGGUGUUGAACAGGGAUAAAACAAUUUGGUAUCAGAGGUUGGUUAUUCAAUGCACAAUUGCAUUUACCUUGGGGAGUCUGAAAGCCUUGCCCUCAUACAUUCUGCAACUAAAAGACAUCUCAUGUGAAAUCUUGUCCAAGUUACCUUUAGAGAUGCACCGAGAAUAAUCAAUUUCCAAUUGGUGGUUUUUCGAAAGCUUUUGUCUGCUGAUGGAGAUUAUUUAUCUUUUAAGUACAAAAAUAAAGGAAAAUGUAAGAACAGCUUUCAAACACUUCCCUCCGGCCCCCUAGCUUUCCUGCUAUGAGGGGUAAUAAGUAAUUUUUUUUUAGUAAAAGGAGUGAUACCACAUUGUGAUUGUGAAAGAGAAUCAUCUUUGUACAACAGGGCUUUACUAAUAAUUUUAAAAUGCAUUAUUGUGUCGAAGUUUAAAUUGCCUUUAGCAUGUUAGUAGAAAUGAGCACAGGUAGCAUAACGGUCUGUAUCUAGACAAUGUAGGAUCUUUGGAAUUCUGAAAGGCUUCAAUCAUUUAUAGAUUCAACAUGUUCCAUGGCAGACAGAAGCAAAAAACAAAAAAAACAAAAGUUAAAGCAGUUUUGCUGUAUUCUAUUCAGCCAUCCUGUUGCUUUCUCUGGUUUUCAGUGAACCGCUGACAUGGUUUGACAUGUUUUAAAACCGUUUCCUGUUAAACAACCAAUAACAUCUCUGUGCUUCCUGUUGCUUCUGUUUUUAACACUUUUUUCCAUCAGCAAUGACUUCCACACCGAUGUGCUUAACACCAUCUGGUUAAGCUUGGUUAUAUUUUAGCUGAUCAGAAAAAAAACAAAAAAAAAACAUAUAUAUAUAUUUGCGUUUCUGGCAAUUUAGUUACCAGUACCAGAAUAUCGAGGGAUUUACUGACUUCUCGGUGCAUCUCUAAUCUAGUUGUAGUACUAGUGGUAACAUAAAGCUGGAAAGAAGAUACGGACGUAGGAAAGAUGCAGGCUUUUGGGAAAUACAGAUUUGGGAAACAUUGGUUAAGGAGUCUUCUCCACCUUGGAAGGGAUGUCAGGGUCUUGGCAUGUGAUAAAAGUUAAACCAAACCUGCAUGCCAUCAUUGGUGUUCUUAAGAUUUUGAAGAGUUUUAUUUUUAAAUUUUAUUUUAUUUUAUUUUUUGCAGUUUUUCAUAUUGUCUUGAGUCUGUCCUUGCAGAGCUGCACUACCACAAGUUAUAAUGAGCUGAUGGCGUCAGAGUAAAGGGAAGAGCACACAGUAUGCUACGCAAGUGCUUUAUUUGGAUAAUUGACAGGGAAUUGUCUCCUCACAAUAUGAGUGGUCAUCAUUUUUUUGACAUCAGUGUCCUUAAAAGUAUUGCAAAAUGUCUUUGGCAACUUUGGUAGGUCUUUAGGGUAUAGUUUUAGUUGUAGUUAGCUGGAGACUUUGUCUGAGGAAGCACAGUGGAAACUAGAUAGGAUCUUUGAACGGUGUUUGCAUGUUUAAACACUUAGUUUUAAAGCUUUGAGUUGUAUAGGAAUGAAGGAUUUAAGAUGUGUUUUGGCUGUAUAGAGAUGUUUUUUGUUGUCGUUUGUGACAUUUGCCAUCUGGGGGAUGGGGCCGUACAAAAGGAAUGUACGCUUGUUUGAGGUAUCCUGUUAUCUGCCUGCAGACCCAUUUCUGAAAGCAUGGGGAACAUAAGGACUACAAUGACACAUAAUUUGCACUUGAACAUUCAUUGAACCUCUCUUUGCCUCAAGUUUUCCCUCAGAUGGUGAUUUAUAAAGAAAAGUCACAGAUUUGUCAUGAUGUAUUCAUAUAACUGUAAGAGUAAAAUUGUUUUUUUUUUGUUGUUGUUUUGUGGGGGGGGUCAUAUCUGUGUGAUUUAAGGGGGUCACAUGCCAGCAUAAUUUCAAAGCUGUUCCUAAUUGGCUGUUAAGAUAUGGGAUCAUAGCGAGAAUGUGGAUGUACAUUUUUUUUUUACCCUUUUGUGUAUGAGGAUGUUUUUCAGUCAAAAUGUGAAGACAAAAUGUUAGUCUCUUUUUCUUAUAGAGUUUUUAAUCCAUCUUAAUUAUAAUUCCAUUUUAAUUUUGAAAUAAUCAUUUGAUUUCGACACGCAAAUCCUUUUCAGACAGUAUGCUUGUGCAUUAAAGCCUUCAUUGUUCGAUUCCAGAGAUUUGACGAUUGUUCAGACUGCUGAUUUGAAUGAGUAACAGCUGUUAAGCACUUAACAUACUCCAGUUUCUUUCUUUUUCUCCUUUUUCCUUUGUGCAUCUCAGUCAUUGAAGGUAAUUGUUUACGACAUCAUGUUUGGACAAAACCUUCCCUUUUCUUUUCCUCACAUUAUCAUGUUGGUACAAUUUUGAAAAUUCCUUUAAUGUGUUCUACACAUUCGUGCUGCUUUUGGAUAUUAUUGCCUUUCUUGUAUUUAACAAUGGUGGAACUAGAAUGUUGCCACUCUAGAUGUAUGUACACAUAAUGACUCGGUUGUCAUCUUGGGAGAGCAAAGCAAAACUUGCAAUUUGUUAAUGACUGUAGUCGGUUAAAAGAGAAUUAGUAUUAAUUAGUAGAGCCUCUGUAGAAUUGCCAGUUCACUCCAGUUUACAUUGGUUGUCAACUUUUCAAAGUAGAUAGUCUUUUUGUAUUUUCUUUUGGAGAAAAAAAAAUCAAUGAUUUAUUGCACAUUUUGGAUACAGUUAAAGAGUUUUUUGUAUCUGCCGAUUAUAAAUUAUAAAUAAAACUAUAUUCUAAAAAAAGGA